UUACAACACGCAUAGUGCAGUAGCUGUGUUCGUUUUUAUUCGUGUAUAAAAAAAAUUGAUAAGAUUCCUCGCUUAUCACAUAUAGUUGGUGUCGCCCCCCAUCUGCAAUCGUUGAAGACAAUUGAACUGUAGUUGGCUCUUAAGCGAACGACCGAUGAGGAGGCAGAAUUUUUGACUGCGUGGCCAAAAACAUUGAAACCAGUGAAAACAUGAACAACAACAACAAAGGCUGCUUAGCCCUCAUGUUGCUUCUGGCGGCAGCAACAACAAUCAAGGCCGAUGAAAAUGAAUCCUGCUAUUCGUUUGCUGGUGGUUCCGUUUAUCCUGCCGGUGAUCCCAAGGGCGAUCAUCAAUUGCAGUACACGAAAGCAGUUAUUUCGAAGCCAGCUCCUCCAUUCGAGGGGACCGCUGUUGUGAACAAGGAAAUUGUUCAACUAUCGCUCUCUCAAUAUCUGGGUAAAUACGUCGUACUGCUUUUCUACCCGCUGGACUUCACAUUCGUUUGCCCGACCGAAAUUAUCGCAUUCUCCGAUCGCAUUGCUGAGUUCCGUAAGAUCAACACUGAGGUGAUUGCGGCUAGCGUUGAUUCACACUUCACACACUUGGCCUGGAUCAAUACGCCACGUAAGGAAGGCGGCUUGGGCAGUGUUAAGAUUCCACUGUUGUCCGAUUUGACACACAAGAUUAGCAAGGACUAUGGAGUUUAUCUGGAGGCUAGUGGCCAUGCGUUGCGUGGUCUGUUCAUCAUCGAUCAGCGCGGCGUGCUGCGCCAGAUCACCAUGAACGAUCUGCCCGUGGGUCGCUCGGUGGAUGAGACUAUUCGUUUGGUUCAGGCCUUCCAGUACACUGAUACCCAUGGUGAAGUGUGUCCAGCUGGCUGGAAACCAGGCGCAGAUACCAUUGUGCCCAAUCCGGAGGAGAAGACCAAGUACUUUGCCAAGAACAAUUAAGCAGUGAAGUUGUUGCAAACUUAACAUUCCCAUCUUAAAAAUCGUAUCAUUAAUUAAUUACAUGACUGUUUGUAAAUAUAUGCCGCACACAAUUUGGUUUAUAUAAAAUAGAAUUUCUUUUAUUAUACAAUAAUUAUGUCAAGAAAAUACAGCAUAA
Messenger RNA from Drosophila sulfurigaster albostrigata, 1107 nucleotides. It is a transcript of the gene Prx4, whose product is annotated as peroxiredoxin-2. Gene Ontology annotation, biological process: hydrogen peroxide catabolic process; cellular response to stress; cell redox homeostasis. The transcript has 5 exons. Bases 210 to 950 code for a protein of 246 amino acids. The record is from RefSeq and is a predicted model, not a curated record. NCBI's taxonomy places the organism in Eukaryota, Metazoa, Arthropoda, Insecta, Diptera, Drosophilidae. Gene Ontology annotation, cellular component: endoplasmic reticulum; cytosol. Gene Ontology annotation, molecular function: thioredoxin peroxidase activity.